Messenger RNA from Cavia porcellus (domestic guinea pig), 3603 nucleotides. It is a transcript of the gene Srsf4, whose product is annotated as serine and arginine rich splicing factor 4. The coding region runs from base 1448 to 2944 and encodes 498 amino acids. Lineage: Eukaryota; Metazoa; Chordata; Mammalia; Rodentia; Caviidae. The record is from RefSeq and is a predicted model, not a curated record. The transcript is spliced from 8 exons. Gene Ontology annotation, cellular component: nucleus; cytoplasm. Gene Ontology annotation, molecular function: mRNA binding.
UUGCAGACCAGGAAUCCACACUAGCUCUAAUCAGAGAGCUCUUGGUGUGCAGGAACUGCCAGUUUGCCGACGUGAAAAGAGCCCCAGACUGGGUAAUGGUGAGCCUUGAAGUCGCACCCCAGCUCUGCCACUCAGUGAGCACGGCAACAUCCCUAAUCCUGACCAGCCAUGGAGAGGUUCGGUUCUUACCAGGAAAAUGAGUGAAUGUGGGAAUGGCUCACCACAUUGGGAAAACAAAACUCACAUCCUGCUGAUGGUUGGCUGAGGACUGUCAUGUCCACAUACAAAGAAAAGCAUGUGGCACAGUUUUAGGACAAAGGUCGCAGUGAGUUCUGCAUACCCUUGGAGUACCACGGUUUCUGAGCCUGGAAGAACAUUCCUACGUGGAUAUGACAGAAGCAUCAUUUGGUGUCCAAAACAGCUGGCGUUUCAUUUGAGUUACCUUGGAGAGCUUUGGAUCUUGAGUUCUCUGACCCCUGAGGGAAUAAAACCUUAACUAUUUGGAGAGAAAAUAGUUUGGAUUUUCCUGUGAUGCUUUUGUUUAAUCCUUAGGAGUCAGUGCUGUUCUGACUUCACACUAGAUGAGAUCUGGUCAUUGAGUGGUACCAAGCCAGUGGGUGCAUCCUAGGGGAGGAAAGAGCAUUUCACCCUGCCUAUGUCCUGCAUUCUCCUUCAUCCCUCCCUGCUUGCUGCCAGGCUCUAACAUGGUACUAAGAGCAGUGAUCCUGUAGGCAGGGCAGAGCCAAGACUGAUCUGGACAGCUACGUUAAGGAGUGCUUUUUCUUUUUUAAUGAUCUGCUUAGAUCCAUUAGAUGAAAAAUAUCUUUAAAGAAACCAGCAUAAAGUAGAUUGGGUUUUUUUUUUUAUUUGCUUCAUUAAAACUUUUAUCAUGAAAGAAACAAUAGUUUGCCUGAUGAACAACCGUUCUACCUAGGAAGGGCAAAAGCAACUACAGUGUAUUAUGUAUUACAGAUUUUUAGUGAGUAUAAAUCACUGUUGAACAUAGCAAGUCAGUGAGUUUAAGAGGCUUUACUUGCCUUGUCAAAUAUAACAGCAUGUUAAUCAUUCUUAUUAAGCUACUCAGCAGUUCUAGCCUAUAGAAGCAUGAAACCAUAUUUUAAAGUGUUUAUAGCCCUUCUAAAUUGUGUUUCUGCAAAACUCUUCCUAUUAGAUGUCUGGGUGUGUGUGUUUGUCUUUUAAUGAAGUUGAGAUUUAGUGACUCCAAUAGUUUGAAUGCCACUAAGACAUUUCAACAUAAAGAACUCUCCAAAACUGACCUACACCUUAUAACAGCAUAUUGUCACCUUGAGAGAUUCUUGCAUGAAAAGGACUUUUAAUAAAAGAAUUUCAGCAACUCUGGGUUCUCUCACUUAAGGUGUUAAGUACAGCAUUACAAACUGGAAAAAAAAUUACAAACUAGAAUUGUUUUUUGUUAGUAACAGACUGGAUGAACCUCUGGAGAGUCUUACGGCCUAUUCCUAGUGGCAGGAUUGGGAUGCAGAAGAGUACUUACUGGUAUGGUUUUGUGGAGUUUGAUGAUCUGCGAGAUGCAGAUGAUGCUGUUUACGAACUGAAUGGCAAAGAUCUUUGUGGUGAGCGAGUAAUUGUUGAGCAUGCCCGCGGCCCACGACGAGACGGCAGUUACGGUUCUGGACGCAGUAAGCAUUUGAAGGACAUAUUUGUAUCAACAGCAUGCCUUGGUGGAUAUGGUUAUAGAAGAAGUGGCCGAGAUAAAUAUGGCCCUCCCACUCGCACAGAGUACAGACUUAUUGUGGAGAAUUUGUCAAGUCGGUGCAGUUGGCAAGAUCUAAAGGAUUAUAUGCGACAGGCAGGAGAAGUCACCUAUGCAGAUGCUCACAAGGGACGCAAAAAUGAAGGAGUAAUUGAAUUUGUAUCUUAUUCUGACAUGAAAAGAGCUUUGGAAAAGUUGGAUGGAACUGAAGUCAAUGGCAGAAAAAUCAGAUUGGUUGAAGACAAGCCAGGGUCUAGACGGCGCCGGUCCUACUCCAGGAGCCGGAGUCACUCAAGGUCUCGCUCUCGAAGCAGACAUUCUCGGAAAAGUAGAAGCCGAAGUGGCAGCAGCAAAAGCAGUCGAUCUCGGUCCAGGUCAGGCUCCCACUCCCGGAGCAAGAGCCGCAGUCGCAGCCAGAGUCGCAGCCGCAGCAAGAAGGAGAAAAGCAGGAGUCCCAGUAAGGAUGACAAGAGCCGCAGCCGCAGCCACAGUGCUAACAAGAGCCGCAGCAAGAGUAAAGACCACGCUGAAGACAAGAUCCAGAACAAUGACAGCGCUGGGAAGCCCAAGAGUCGGAGUCCCAGCCGGCACAAGAGCAAGAGUAAAAGUAGGAGCAGGAGCCAGGAGAGGAGAGUGGAAGAGGAAAAGCGAGGGAGCGUGAGCAGGAGCCGGAGCGAAGAGAAGAGCCGGAGCCAGGAGAAGAGCCUCCUCAAGAGCAGGAGCCGCAGCAGGAGCAAAGCGGGCAGCCGCAGCCGCAGCCGCAGCAAAAGCAAGGACAAGAGGAAGGGCAGGAAGAGAAGCAGGGAGGAGAGCCGCAGCCGGAGCCGCAGCCGCAGCCGCAGCAAGAGCGAGCGAAACAGGAAGCGCAGCAGCAAGCGCGACAGCAAAGGGGGCAGCAGCAAGAAGAAGAAGAAGGAAGACACUGACCGCUCCCAGUCCAGGUCACAGUCCCGGUCAGUGUCAAAGGAGCGAGAACCAGCCAAGGCUGAGUCUGGCCAGAGGGAAGGGCGCGGGGAGAGUGAGGAUGCCGGCCCCAACCCGGAGGCCCAGGCAAGGUCAAGAUCCAAUUCCAAAUCAAAACCAAACCCUCCGACAGAAUCACGCUCCAGAUCAAAGUCAGCUUCAAAAACCCGAUCUCGGUCCAAGUCUCGAUCCAGGUCUGCUUCCAGAUCGCCCUCCCGGUCUAGAUCCAGGUCCCAUUCAAGGUCCUAACAGGCUACGACCACGGCUGGAACUACCGGAGAAGUCUUUUGUACAUGUUUGGUAGCCGUAGCACAAGUGAUUGAGGUAGAACAUCCAUCACUGCUGUACAUUUUUAACCCCCCUAAUGGUGUGUCUAUAAUUGUUAAAUCUAAGUGCUUCCUCUCAGUAAAGCCUCUUGGCGCCAGGCCUUCCUGCUCGACUGAAAAAAUCUCUCUGAAACUCCCUUUCCUCAUGGCCCACAGUAGAAUAUCCAAAACGCCUUGGCAUUCAGGCCUGGCCUUUCCUAUAGGGAGCUCAGUACCUGGACAGCAUUAAGGCUGGAAUGAUGGCAUAGGUAGGUAUGGUGAGUCCAACCAUUUUUUGCCCUUGAAUUGAUGCCCUUUGAUGUAUGCCAUUUAGUGAAAGUGCUAAGUCUUCAGUUUCCUACCACUUUGGUUUCAUAUUUUUGGACUUAACAAAGUUGUGAAUAGCACAGUCGAGAAAAAUUGAUACCUGCAGUAACCCAUAGGAAAUAAACUGUAGAGUUCCAUAUUCUGGUAUUGUGAUUAUAUUGUUUUAUAUUAAAAAAAGAAAAGAAUUUUUUUUAAUUUUAUUUUUCCCCGUCUUGCAAAGUAUAGUGACCCCUGUUUCCAUUAAAUUUGAAUAAAGACUAUUUUUGCUUGACAAAA